This is a messenger RNA of Fimicolochytrium jonesii, 1530 nucleotides long. RefSeq lists its product as uncharacterized. Lineage: Eukaryota; Fungi; Chytridiomycota; Chytridiomycetes; Spizellomycetales; Powellomycetaceae. The coding region runs from base 406 to 1383 and encodes 325 amino acids. The record is from RefSeq and is a predicted model, not a curated record. The transcript has a single exon.
CGCACGAAAUGUGAAACUCGAAAACUUGUCGGUAUUCGAUCUUGGUUUGUGCAGGCCCUCGUGUCGAGGACGACGGAAACCAAGCUUGAACAAUGGCUGUCAUCCUCGCUUACAAAGGUUAUACCGCCCGCUCCGCCGUGAGCGCGGCCAGCGUCGUUGAGCACUUGCUCCAUUGGGCAUCCGUCCUACGGCAGCUCACAAAAAUGCGUUCGGUGGAUACCGUUGCCCUAACAUCGAUACAAAGCGUAGGUUGAUGUUACCGCAUGUAGCGAUGCAUGAGAUCUCUUGAAGGACCCGAGCGAAGGAAUGACGCCUGCAGCGAGGUGAAAAAGGGUAUUUAAGAAGGCGCCAAACUCCACAUUCCCCCAGUUCAUCCCCAUUCGCGACAUCUCAAGCAUCACAGCCAUGUUAGUCAAGUCAGCUCUUCCCCUUUUGGCCUUGGCCACCAGCGUCGCUGCCCACGGCCGGGUGACAUCUCCCGUCGGACGCACCGUCGGUCCGGCGUACCAGACAAAUUGCGGAAACGCCAUCUUCAACACCCAAGCCGCCGAUCCCAACGGCAAUGUGCAGGACUUGAUGCAGAAGUUGCCUGCCGGUACGGAUCCCUCUAAGUGCAACCUCCAGCUUUGCAAGGGAUAUUCGUUUGCGGACAACGUCGACCGCGUGGAGUCCUACACCGCUGGCCAAGUCGUUCCUAUUACGGUCGACAUUCGUGCACCCCAUACUGGUACCGCCAACGUCUCCGUUGUCGACCUCGCCACGAACACUUUGAUCGGAAAGGAGUUGAUCUACUUUUCCGUCUACGCGUCGACGAGAACUCCUGCAGUCGCUGCCGAGCGCAACUUCGCCGUCACCAUCCCCGACUUGGGUGGCAAAUGCACAAAGCCCGGACAAUGCGCUCUCCAAUGGUGGUGGGAUUCCCGCGAAGCCAACCAGACCUACGAGAGCUGCAUUGACUUUGUUGUUGCUGGGAGUACCGCCCCAAAGCCUAGCACGGCUGCUCCCGUCCCAAAACCUACCACCGCCGCUCCCAUUCCCAAGCCUACCACCGCCGCCCCUCAACCCAAGCCGACAACCGCGGCUCCCGUUCCUAAACCCUCCACCGCUGUCCCCAAGCCUAGUCAAACCCGCCGGACCAGGACGCGUGCCACUCCCAAGCCCACCGCUACCACCGCGCCACCACCUGCACCCAAACCCACCACUGCUCCAGGCACCACCCGUUGCGCGGAUGUUCAGCCCCAGUGCUGGGACCAGCAGCGCCAGCUGUGGAACGACUUCAACGCAUGCAUCUCCAAGCAAGGCAUGUCAGUUGCGUGCACGGCCAUUCAGAACAAGGCCGUCGCAAAGGGCACCGAGUGCAACAGCUUGAAGUGCACAUGGUAGAUGCGCAUACCCGCAUGUAGAUAUCCCCAUUUGUAUAAAUCCACCCUAGAAUUUGAACGAUCCACUGAGCUACGCAACUCAAUAGAGACUCCCUAAACGGAUAUAGAUAGCGUUGGUAAUCCGAUAGAAUUUCCUUCAAUGGCAAAU